UUUUUAUUCAAAGAUCUGCUCCAACUAUGUAUUAGACGCUCUCUGUUGUCGCUCAGCGCGAAAAACUUUCAGUGAAAAUAAUUGAAUUCGCCUGAUUAUAAUCUUUAGAUCGGCUUAUAUAAAUACGUAUGUAUAUACUUUACCAAGUCACUCCGUGUCGAAAAGUGUAUCGCAAUAAUAACAUAAAUAUUACGUCGAUAUCAACUUGCCUUAGCCAUAAAAAAAUUGUGAAAUUGUAUCAAAUGGUUUCUUUAGCGCCAAGAAUUAAACUUAGCAAUGGUCAGCAGAUUCCAGCAAUCGGUCUCGGCACUUGGCGAUCGCAUGAAUCAGAUGCAGAGCGUUCGGUAAAAGAUGCGAUAGAUUUAGGUUACAGACAUAUCGACACAGCAUUCGUAUAUGAAAAUGAAAAGGAAGUUGGAAGUGCUAUCAAUUCAAAGAUUGCUGAAGGUAUCGUUAAUCGUGAAGACAUAUUUGUUGUCACAAAAUUGGGUGGCAUUCAUCACGAUCCACAAUUAGUGGAGCAUGCUUGUCGCAAAAGUCUCUCCAAUCUGGGAUUAAGCUACAUCGAUUUAUAUCUGAUGCACUUUCCUGUAGGUCAAAUUCACAAAGGUGACGAUAAUGUACACGGAACAUUAGAACUCUCCGAUGUAGACUACCUGGAUACUUGGCGAGCUAUGGAGAAGUUAGUGGAUUUGGGCUUAGUAAUCGGAAUUGGUCUUUCUAACUUCAAUAAGCAACAAACACAGCGCAUAUUACAAGAGUGUCGCAUACGUCCUUUAGUCAACCAGGUGGAGUGCCACCCAGGCUUUAAUCAAAAAAAACUAAUUGCGUUUUCAAAACAAUGUGAAAUUGUUAUCACAGCGUAUUGCCCUUUAGCACGGCCCAAGCCAGAUCAACAGUGGCCACCAUUCCUUUACGAUAGUACUGCAAAGGAUUUAUCUAAAAAAUAUGGAAAAACACCAGCACAAAUAUGUUUACGUUAUCUGGUACAAUUGGGCGCUAUACCGAUUCCAAAAUCGGUUUCCAAGAGUCGCAUAGCGGAAAAUUUUGCAAUUUUCGAUUUUGAAAUAAACGACGAAGAUAUGAAAAUAAUUGAUGACUACAAUACCGGUCAGCGAUUGAUACCUUUUUCUGGUAUGAGUCACCACAAGUAUUUUCCAUUCAAUUCCAACGACGAGUAGCAAUUUAUAUAUUAUUAUAUAUGUAUAUAUGUUUGUAUGUUUGUUUUAAAUAAAUAUAUACUUACAUAUUACUUAUAGAUAUAUGUAAAUUUUACACAAUUAAAAGUUUUUUUUUUGUACAAUUAUACAUUGUACAAAUGUAAAUAUAUAGAACUGUUGGAAAUUGAAAUUUAUCUACAGACCACUUAUAUAAAAUAUGUGCCUCUGACACAAAUAAUUUAUUGGUAUCCAAUAUACAUAUGUAUAUCAAUAAAAAAAAUAUUAAUUCAUAAUUUCAUGCAAAAAUUAUAAUUCACGGUUCUAAUUAUGUUUAUAACAACCGAACCCUAUGUUAAAACGCUACCCGAUUUAAUUUCCAAUAUAAACCCUGAAGAUAUACGUUGAAAAAAUUUUCAUAACCCAAUUCGAUAUAAAUAUAUGUAUAGUCAAUGAAAAUUAAAAGUUUGAAUUUAAAAAAUUGUAUACCUCUACAGCCGAUGACUUUGUUCCUCGAAGUAAUCGUGUAAUAAAACACAGAUUAUUGAUAAACUACAACACCCGGCCCACUUCACUAGUCUUUAAAGCUUUAAUAAUAUAAUAGAGCAAUUUUUUGUUGAAUAUUUUAUUUUUAUUACACAAUUUUACAUUUGAAAUUAAAUGCAUCAAUUUGAAAAAAUUAGAAUUGAUUUCGAAAAAACUAAAACCUAAGCUUUUUCAAAGAAAUACAUAAACUCUUAAACAGAGCUUUAGUCUCUUAUAUUUUUAUUCGUUUUAUUUAUUAUUAAAAUACUUAUGUUUUUUUUUAGAUGGUCUCAUUGCUAAACAUUAAGUUAUCUGGAAAAAUGGAUGCGUCGAUUUUUUAUAUAUUAUAUUUUGUUGUUUAUAUAAACCGUAGUUUUAAAAUUUUUAUAUAAGACAUUUUUCUUCAAAAUGGUAGGUUUCGUGUUUUGUUUUAAAUAUUACAAAAUUAUUACCAUCGAUCUUCUUAGUAUUUAUUACUGGUAGUAAAAUGUAGCAAAAUUCACAAAUACUUAUUUUUUGUUGUUUUUGGUGGUUGUUUAUUCUUUUGUUUUUAUAUUACUUAUUGUAUUUCAAAAACAAAAAAUGGAGACAACAAAAUCUAUACUAAUGCAUUCAAAAAUAUUGUUUUGAUAUUUAGAAAUGAUUUUCUUGCUGCUUGCACUCUCGUGUUUGUGCAUAUGUGCGUGUAUGCAUGCAGAUUUUGCAGAUUUGUUGCAGUUCCCACUUUUUAACCCACAAAUACCUCUCCUAUUUUAAAACCUACAGUUCCCAAUUGCCGUUUUUUUUUUGAUUCUUAAUUAUCAGGAUC
Molecule: messenger RNA, 2490 nt
Organism: Bactrocera neohumeralis
Lineage: Eukaryota; Metazoa; Arthropoda; Insecta; Diptera; Tephritidae
Product: aldo-keto reductase family 1 member B1
Exons: 1
Coding region: 129-1181 (350 amino acids)
Cellular component (GO): cytosol
Molecular function (GO): aldose reductase (NADPH) activity
Source: RefSeq, a predicted model, not a curated record